GAGAUCCUAGAAGCAAUGACACCACAAUAGCAAUGAGCGCACCUAAAGCAUAGAUUUUGGUUUCUAAAUGCUAUUCUCUGCUAAAUGGAAUGAAGGUACCUUGGGAAAGUGGCUGAUUCCAGGGCGGGGGCAGAGAAAGUACAAAAUGGGCCUAGAAUAUCUAGUACCAAAAAAUACGAAAGUGCUCAAGGAUUGAAGGUGACAUGCCAAAGGAAUACAGAGCCAGCUUGAAAGGGCUCCCAUUAGCAGAAUCAGAAAAUUUGAGCAUUGAAAGAAUUCUAGUAAAGGAUUAUAACUUAUUAAUUAAAACAAGAAUCUACAAUUUUUUAGUGAAGUAAAUAAAUAAAUGAAGAAAAAGGAAAGUUCUUCCUUACAGUAGUAAACAAACUAAUAAGUAGAGAAGGAACGGUGGAACUAGAAGAUCGCCAUUUGGCAUCCAUCAUAAUAAUAACUGACUGAGGCAAGAAUCAUCAUCAAUGGAUGUUAAAAUUAAUAAGCAAAUGUCUGAGGAUUAACAGGAUAUUUACAUACUCUCAAAGUAUCUCCCCACAAAAUACUUAUAAAUUACAAGAAGGGGAACAGUAACUUUACAGUGGAAAAACAGACACCUUAACAAAGUGAUCAAAAAUUAGAGCAAAUCAGUAUCAUGUGCCUCAGUAUAAGCAUUUAGAAGGAUACAUCACUUUUGUGAUAUACCUGCACAAUCCCACAAUCUAAUCAUGAGGAAACAUCAGACAAACUGCAAUUGUGAGACAUUUUAUAAAAUUACUAGCCUGUACUCUUCAGAAAUAUCCAUGUCAUGAAAGAUAAAGAAAGGCUGAAAAACAGUUCCAGAUUAAAAAAGACUAAGAAAACAUGACAACUGAAGGCAACACAUGAUCUGGUAUGUUCUUUUACCAUAAAGGACAGUAUUUUGGAAUAAUUGGUAAAGUGUGAAUAAAUUCUCUAGAUUAGAUACUCAAUUUCCAAAUGACGCAGACAUUGUAGAACUACUACUAUUAAAAUGUUUGGGCCCAACUAUUUAACAAAUUGAACCAUAAUUCUUUUGGCCUAGUGGUAUUAUGCAAAAAUUAGCAAGACACUUAGGGUUCAAUGUCUGAUAGCUAUCACUGCUUUUGCCUUGAAAAUUUAAAGUAUCCCACAAUGAAUGUCUCUGAGAGUUGGCUUUGUCUCUCCAGCGUGCAGAGUUUGGAAUGAAAUUAAUAGUAUCGUAUCAAUGUCAAUGUUGUGAUUUUGAUGACUAUACUGUGGUUAUACAAAAGAAAAAGUGAUGGUUUUAUUAAAUGACUUCUUGUGUUUUGGCCAGUGUUUUAUGAAGGGGGAAUAAGUAUUUCAUGUCAUUAUUCAGUAAGUAUUUACUGAACACUUGCAAUGUGCCAGAAAGCUGCUAGGCCCUGGGGAUUCCAUGGUGGAUUAGAUAAAGAAGUACCUUCUCCUAUGAUCCUUAAAGCAUAGUCCUAGUUUCAUGUUUAUCUAUCUAUACACAUACACACGUAUAUGUAAAAUUUUUAAUCUGGAUCUGGUUCAUCUACUCUCAACCUUGGCUGCAUGUUAAAAUCACCUUGGAAGCUUUUUUAAAAGUACAGAUGCCUGGCCCCAGCCCCCAGAGAUUCUGAUUUAAUUGGUCGGAUGUGGGCUGGACUUCUGUAUUUUUUUAAAAAAACUCCCCUGUAAUUUUAAUGUGCUGUUAAGGUUGAGAACCACUCAUACAGCCCACUUCCAGAAUGUGUUGGGAUUACCAAAAAUCUCUAAAGAUAUAGCACCAGUCAAGUUUGAUUUCUAUUCAGUUUUGGAGGAUAUGUGCCUUCACCAUAUAGGUGAUGCUCAGAAUCUGUAAGUUUCAUAAAUCAGUGUCUUUUUUACAUUCCAUAUUGUUCAAUGGCAGCAGAAAUGGGCAGAUAUUUAACUCUAUAUUCUUUUACAUCUUUUUUGGGAGUGAAAUAUUCUGAUUCAUAUAUAUAUAGUUGGAAACCCUGAUGGCAUAGUGGUUAAGACCUAAGCUGCUAACCAAAAGGUAGGCAGUUUGAAUCCACUAGGCAAAGGGUUAUUGAAAUAAAUGUGCAAAUGGAAGCAAAACUGUUUAUUCCAUGGUGGUGGUGGUGGUGAUUGUCCUUCCACUGGACAGAAUUCUUUAAUUUGCAUGUCAAUAAACAAGAAUUACUUUCUAUUGCUAUCAGUUAUCUACAAUUUACAGAGUUGUAAAAGAUUCCUUGGAAAUCAGACUCAACCUUGAAUGCUGUUUAGGCAAUGCAAAAAUUUUUCCCUAUACUUGUUAAGAUAUAGAGUAGGCAGGAAUAGUCUUGGAUAACAACUGGAAUAUACCAGUCAUAGGUUAGCUUUCCAAUUCAAAGAGCACGAGACUAAGGAAAUUUUUUCUUCUACCCAUCUUUCAGGCAAAUUAGAUACUUCUUUGGUUCACAGCACUAAAUUGGCUCAUACCUGGAGAAGCUAAAGAGCUCACUCAAUGGCCACCAAAACCAAAACUAUUCCCUUUGCCGUCCAGUGAUUCCAACCCGUGGCGAUCCCAUGUGUUACAGAGUAGAACUGAGAUCCAUAGGAUUUUGUGGGAUGUAAUCUUUACAGAAGCAAAUAAAUCACCAGAUCUUUCUUCUGGGUCACAGCUGGGUGGGUUCAAACCGCCAACCUUUUCGGUAAUAGUCGAGCACAAACUAUUUUUUGCCACCAUUGGGCAGAAACAACCCCCAGGGCAGCCUGGAAGUAAACCUACACUUUCAAAAGGGCACCCCGCAGUUGAAUUGUGUAUUUGGCCCUGUUUGAUAGUGGGGAGGGAGUGGCCGCAUGGACGGACACCAUUCACAAAUGAAUCUGAACCAAGAGCCAUACUUCUGCCUGUUCCCCUUCCUUGUAUUUGUCCUAGGCUGGGCUCUUUUGCUAGAAAUGAUUCUUCCUUUAAAAAGUCACAGCCCAGAAUCUGGAGUCAGAACUGGGUUUGUGUUAGGCUCAACCAUUUACAAGCUUGUUUCUUCUGAAAAAUGGGUUUAAGGAUAAUGCUUAACUGCCUAGGUUAUUGCGAAAUUAAAAAAGAUAAGCUGUGUGAAAACACUUUGUAAAUCGUAAAAAGUUAUUAGAAACUGCUCGUCUUCCAGGAUGCCAGGGUGCAAAGUUCACCGCUGGGAAAGACAUCGGGCCUGGGCCCGUUUCAAACGUCUACCGAGCUUCCACGGUUCCUCUCCGCCGGCUCCGCCCCCUCUACACAGUCCCGGAGCCGGGUCAGAGCCGGCAGGGGCUCCGGCGCACGGCCGCUCCGGCCCGUUUUCGCGGCCUGAGGGGGUGGAAGUCCCGCUGCAGGGCGGGGCAACCCUCGGUCGUUCAGUUCCUGAUUUUGUAAGUGGUGCCGGGGGCUGGCGGCGCCACAGCAGCAGAAGCUGUGGAGAGCGAAGGAUGGGCCCACGCCGCGCGGCAAGGCCGCUCCUCCCCGCCGUCCUGCGGCCGCCACUGCUGCUGCUUCUGCUGCCGCCGCUGUCAUGCUCGGGCGCCGGGGUCGGCCGGCCGCCCCACCUCGUCUUUUUGCUGGCGGACGACCUGGGCUGGAACGACGUGGGCUUCCACGGCUCGAGCAUCCUCACGCCGCACCUGGACGCCCUGGCAGCCGGCGGGGUGCUGCUGGACAACUACUACAUACAGCCGCUGUGCACGCCAUCGCGGAGCCAGCUGCUCACCGGCCGCUACCAGAUCCAUACAGGUUUACAGCACCAAAUAAUCUGGCCCUGUCAGCCCAGCUGUGUUCCCCUGGAUGAAAAACUCCUGCCCCAGCUUCUAAAAGAAGCAGGCUAUACUACCCACAUGGUCGGAAAAUGGCACCUGGGAAUGUACCGGAAAGAAUGCCUUCCAACCCGCCGAGGAUUUGAUACCUACUUUGGAUAUCUCCUAGGUAGUGAAGAUUACUAUUCCCAUGAGCGUUGCACAUUAAUUGAUGCCCUGAAUGUCACACGAUGUGCUCUUGAUUUUCGAGAUGGUGAAGAAGUUGCAGCUGGAUAUAAAAAUAUGUAUUCAACAAAUGUAUUUACUGAGAGGGCUACAGCCCUCAUAGCUAACCAUCCACCAGAGAAGCCUCUGUUUCUCUACCUUGCUCUCCAGUCUGUCCACGAACCGCUUCAGGUCCCUGAAGAAUAUUUGAAGCCCUAUGACUUUAUCCAAGAUAAGAACAGGCGUCACUAUGCAGCAAUGGUGUCCCUUAUGGAUGAAGCAGUGGGAAAUGUCACCGCAGCCUUAAAAAACCAUGGGCUCUGGGACAACACGAUAUUCAUCUUCUCCACAGAUAACGGAGGGCAGACUUUGGCUGGAGGCAAUAACUGGCCCCUUCGAGGAAGAAAAUGGAGCCUGUGGGAAGGCGGUGUUCGAGGGGUGGGCUUUGUGGUAAGCCCCUUGCUGAAACAGAAGGGUGUGAAGAACCGGGAGCUGAUCCACAUUUCUGAUUGGCUGCCAACUCUGGUGAAGCUGGCUGGGGGACACACAAAUGGCACCAAGCCCCUGGAUGGCUUUGACGUGUGGAAAACCAUCAGUGAAGGAAGCCCAUCCCCCAGAGUGGAGCUGCUGCAUAACAUCGACCCGAACUUUGUAGAUAUAUCACCAUGUCCUGGGAACAGCGUGGUUCCAGCAAAGGGUGAUUCUUCUUUCCCAGAAUACUCAGCCUUCAACACAUCUUUCCAUGCUGCGAUUAGACACGGGAACUGGAAACUCCUGACGGGCUACCCAGGUUGUGGUCACUGGUUCCCACCACCGUCUCAAUCCAGUGUUUCUGAGAUACCAUCAUUGGACCCACCAACCAAAACUCUCUGGCUCUUUGAUAUUGAUCAGGACCCUGAAGAAAGACAUGACCUGUCGAGAGAAUAUCCCCAUAUCAUCAAGCAGCUCCUUUCCCGGCUGCAGUUCUACCACAGACACUCAGUGCCUGUGUUCUACCCUGCUCAGGACCCCCGCUGUGACCCAGCGGGCACUGGGGCAUGGGGCCCGUGGAUGUAGGCUUUCUGGCAUUUGGGGGAGACUAGAAAACUUUUCUGUUGCAAGCUGGACCUCACGCCUUCACUCAUGUUACUCUCAUCUCAUUUGUUCUCCCAACCUGAUUUCACCUGGUCCGUCUCUUGCUCCUAAACAGGGCUUCAAACCAGUUUGCACUCCUUCUGAGAAUUUUCAUUUCUAACAAGUACCAGGAGAUACUAAUGCUGCUGGUUAGGAAGUAGGGACCAAUUCUGAGAGUUAAUGUUGUUGCUUAGGGAGUAGGGACCAAUUCUGAGAACCACUAGUAGAGCAGCGGGUCGCAAAAUUUAUUAUACAUAAGA
Molecule: messenger RNA, 5300 nt
Organism: Trichechus manatus latirostris (Florida manatee)
Lineage: Eukaryota; Metazoa; Chordata; Mammalia; Sirenia; Trichechidae
Gene: ARSB
Product: arylsulfatase B
Exons: 8
Coding region: 3109-4983 (624 amino acids)
Source: RefSeq, a predicted model, not a curated record